CCGUAGUCACCACCUCCUCCCUCUUCUCCACAACGAGAGCCCAAGCCGCCAUCUCCUCCCAAACUGAAAUCGACAGGCUCCGAUCUCAGUUCGGUCCCUGACAUGGAAGCCCUGUCUGGGCCCGCGAGGAAGCGGAAGGACAGGGACGCGGCGGCCGGGGGCUCGAGUCCAGCCGAGCCGGCCGUCGGCGUCGGCAACAGGCUCCUGCCCGGGUGCCUCGCGCACGAGUUCCUCUCGUCCGGCACGGUCCUCGGCGAAAGACUCGGGCCCGGGGCAGGGGCGGAGGCGAGCGAGGCCGUGCUGGUGCAACGCGGCGGGGCCCGCGUGCCGAGGGUGGUGAACCCCGCGCAGCUCGCGGCGUGGGCGGGGAGGUGACGCGACGCCGGCAAGCGAGACGACGCACCGGCCACGGGGUACAUGGCGCUCGGCAUCUGGCGGAAGUACCAGCGUGCUUUGUGCCUUCCCCCUUCUUUUUUUACUCUCGA
Molecule: messenger RNA, 485 nt
Organism: Phragmites australis (common reed)
Lineage: Eukaryota; Viridiplantae; Streptophyta; Magnoliopsida; Poales; Poaceae
Exons: 1
Coding region: 103-375 (90 amino acids)
Source: RefSeq, a predicted model, not a curated record